Messenger RNA from Onychomys torridus (southern grasshopper mouse), 3372 nucleotides. It is a transcript of the gene Draxin, whose product is annotated as dorsal inhibitory axon guidance protein. NCBI's taxonomy places the organism in Eukaryota, Metazoa, Chordata, Mammalia, Rodentia, Cricetidae. The transcript is spliced from 7 exons. The record is from RefSeq and is a predicted model, not a curated record. Gene Ontology annotation, biological process: Wnt signaling pathway; axon guidance. The coding region runs from base 152 to 1183 and encodes 343 amino acids. Gene Ontology annotation, cellular component: extracellular region.
GCUCACUCCCUCCCUCGCAGCCCCGCGCAGCCUCCCGCCGCACGAGCACCUCUCCGCGCCGUCCCGCUCCGCCUUCGGCUGCGCUCGGCUCCCGCAGGCGCUCGGCCCUGCGCCCUCGGUCCCCUCCCCGCCCGCUGGACAGGGAGAGCCAAUGGCAGGGCCCACUGUUGCCAAGGUCCCCAUGCUGUUCCUGGUCCUUCUGCUAUUCCCAGAGCUCCAUGUAGCAGGCACCCUUGCGUCUGGAUCCUCUGCACGGAACCUGCCUGAAACCCAUCCCCACCUUCCCAGCUCUUCACUGUGGGUGCCUCAGGCCAGCCAUCAUGGCCGACGGGGCCUGGGCAAGAAGGACAGGGGCCCAGGCAUGCCCAGCCGGGCCCAGGAGGGGACUGUAGUCACUGCCAGUAGGCAGGCUUCUGGGAUGACACUUGGUCAGCGCCCUGAUGGCCUUCUGCAGGACAAGGAUCAACCUCUGGGGCUGGCAUUGCCCUAUCCUGAGAAGGAGCCCCGUUCUUCCGGGUGGGAGAGGAUGAAGAAACGAGGCAGAGAACACAAGAGGCGCAGGGACCGGCUGCGACUGCACCGAGGCCGAGCUGCCAUCCGUGGCCCCAGCUCCCUAAUGAAGAAGGUGGAACCCUCUGAAGACCAGCUGCUGGAGACUGCUGUAGAAGAGUCUUCUACCAGCCUGGCCCCCACCAUGCUCUUCCUAACCACAGCAGACGCUGCCACGCCUACCACAGAAGAAUCCCGGAUCCUGCCAGUUACUUCCCUGAGACCCCAGGCACAGCCCAGGUCUGACGGGGACGUGAUGCCCACACUGGACAUGGCCUUAUUUGACUGGACUGACUAUGAAGACUUAAAGCCAGAGGUCUGGCCUGCUUCAAAGAAGAAAGAGAAACACUGGAGUCACUUUACCAGUGACGGUAACGAGACGUCGCCAGCUGAGGGAGAACCAUGUGACCAUCACCAGGAUUGCCUGCCAGGAACUUGCUGCGACCUCCGGGAAUAUCUCUGUACGCCCCACAACCGCGGCCUCAACAACAAAUGUUUUGAUGACUGCAUGUGCAUGGAAGGGCUGCGUUGCUAUGCCAAAUUCCACCGGAACCGCAGGGUCACUCGGAGGAAGGGGCGCUGCGUGGAACCUGAGACAGCAGACGGGGACCAGGGAUCCUUCAUCAACAUCUAGCGCCCGAGUGGUGCCUCGCCACCGGCUAGGGGUCUGAGCCAGGGAGGUCUGGACAAACAAGCCCGCGUUAGUAACUAGCUCAGCUUGGGGCUGAGUCGGGGAGCCAAUGGCUGAGGCUGCGGAUGCAGGCCCAGUACACUCACUCCCAAGCUGGAGGACAGCUUGGCUCAGAGUAGCUGUGCCUGCCACCCCACCGCCCCACCCCACCCCACCCACCACCCACCCCCAGUCAGACCCACACAGCUCACGGAUCCUGCUCGGCUCUACAAGAUAGCCAUGUUGAGUGCGCCCUCUUCUGCUCGACACCAGCAUUGCAGCAGCUUCACUUUGGAAAAUCAAGAGGUUUUGCGGAUUGGAAAGGGUUGGAAAGAGAGAAGGACGACACAGGAGUGGCUCUGGAAUGCUCCCCACAUUCAUUUUUACUGAAUUUCCACAGAGACCGUGGCAAGAGCCCACCGAAGCACUGAACUGCAAGACUUGUGCCAGGUCCCACCUCAUCCAUGCUCCUCCUCCAUCUCGGCCGCAGAUACACCAUGACUGUCUGCAGCCUUUUCCAACAGGCUUCUUUUUUUUUUAAAGACAGAGUCUCACUCUUUGGCCAAACUGGCCUUUGGAAACUCAGACAAUCCUCCUGCCUCAGUUGUCCAAAUGCUGGGAUUACCAGGCGUGAGUCAGCAUAUUUGGUUGGUGUAUUAUCCUUAAAAACAAAGCAUGGGGGGCGGGGCAUGGCUGAGUUUGUAACUGCUCACCUCAGACGCAUGGACCCUGGGUUUCCACCCCCCAAGUAUGGCGUCAAAGGUGGGUAUAGGCAGGAGGGCCAGAGGUUAAAGGUCAUCUUAGGCUACACAACAAUGUGAGACCAGACUGCAGGAGACUGUGUAUCUCAAGCAAAUCAAAAUAAGCCAUUUGCCUAGCCUACCCAGGGGCCUGGGUUUGAUCCCCAUUCAUUCUCCUCCAUUCCCACUUCUUCCCCCUACCCCGCUACACCCAGGGGCUGCUUCCCCAUGGACAGCGAUCCCCGUGAAAUGGGUCCUUCCAUGUGUCGGGAGCUAAUCACAGUCAUGAAGUGACUGAGGGAAACUAACUUUCCUGUUGUGCCCAUGGCCCUGGUCAUCCACCCCCGGGACACUGGGUCACUCCCUCCUAAAUUGUGCUCAGAGCUUCUACCUUGCUGGAAAGACACACAUGCAUGUCUCCAUAUGUUCAGUUGACACAGUGUUUAGUGAUUCCCAACCUUCCUGAGACACCUCUGAACCCCACCUCUUCACUUCAGCAGCAACGCCCCUUGGGAAGUUGGGCCACCUCUGGGACUGGCACAGCUUUCAUGCUCACAGGCUAAAACCACAACGAUAACCUCACCAUUAUCGUCACCACCCGGAAUAUGUGUCCCAGCCGAUCUGGUUCCAGGAGCCAACUCAGGAGAACGCUUUAGAUUCCCGUACCUGGUGUCUCCCUCCUGGUCAACUUUGGCAAAAGAAAAAAGCUUUCAUUGCGCCAGCCCUCCCCAGCCUGGACCCUAUCCAUGGGAUGCCAGAGCUGUUGACAGCUUUGGGGUAACCAGUCUGGUCCAGGGGUCAGGCACCAAGGAAAACAGGCAGAUCUAGAAGAAAUCAAAUACGCUUGUUCUUGUUUCCCAAGUUGGGUCUGAUAGGCCUGGGAAUGGGGGGCAGGGCCAAGAUCCUGAAGGAUCAAAGUGGCAGUGGGAAAGCAAGUCCUAAUACAGAUUUAUUUUCCUUUUUGUAGUACCAGGGCCUUGCACGUUCCAGGCAAGUGCCCUGCUACUGAGCUACAUGCUAACUGGUCUGCUCUUUGAAGUCUCCAAGGCUCCCCAGGGGGCUGCCAUGGCAGCCGGGGCUGAGAGCAUCGGUCCCCAGCACUCCCGCCUGCUGCAGCACACUGCUGUAAACAGCCUCUUCCUCCUCUCACACUUUGCUGACCUUAGGGAAGUUGCUUUAUGGUCCCUGUGCCUUGACUUUUUUCAUCUGUGAAAUGAAAAUGCCUGAUUCUUAAAACAGUGCCUGGCCCCUAACACACACACACACACACACACACACACACACACACACACACACACCUAGAAUACCAGCUAACAAACUUCAGCAAGCCUUCUCUUCCACAGUGAUCCAUCACAUACCAAAUGAUGCUUUUUUUCCCCCCGAGACAGGGUUCGUCUGUGUAGCUUUGUGCCU